Solanum verrucosum is the source of this 501-nucleotide messenger RNA. RefSeq lists its product as uncharacterized. Lineage: Eukaryota; Viridiplantae; Streptophyta; Magnoliopsida; Solanales; Solanaceae. The record is from RefSeq and is a predicted model, not a curated record. The coding region runs from base 1 to 501 and encodes 166 amino acids. The transcript has a single exon. Gene Ontology annotation, molecular function: nucleic acid binding; zinc ion binding.
AUGGUUGCCGAUCCAAGGGCAAGGAUGAGUAAGUUUGUAUCGAGUUCUUCCAACUUAGUGGUCAAAGAAUGCCUAACCGCCAUGCUUAUUAAAGAGAUGGAUGUCUCCCGUUUGAAAGUGCAUGCACAACAAAUAGAAGAAGAAAAGCUUAAGGAGAAAACUAAGGAUUCAAAGAGGGCAAGAAGGGAUGAUGGUGAAUUCUCACAUUCAAGGUUCGAUGGAAGUGAUCAUUCUCAAGGUAAGGGAGGUAGUGAAAAAUGUGGCCCAAGUGCCGGAAGUGUGGGAGAAGACAUAAGGGUUCUAACCGGUUCAAACGCGUGUUUUGGUUGUGGAAAUACGGAUCAUAAAAUAAGGAAUUGUCCUAUGGUUGCUAGGAAUGAGGGAGAUAAUCGUCAAUGGACUCCACCCUACCAUUCCUCCGGUCCUAAUGGUGGUCGGAAACAAGAUAGGUUCUAUGUUUCUCAUACUCAAGAAGAUCAUGAGGUUCCCCAGAUGUGGUAA